AUGCGGCGUUACAUUCGUGCACUGGCCCUGUGCACGGUGUUCGCCGUGUUUUCGGGCUUGUACGUUUACAGUAAACUCUUCUACUCGGACGUUUCGCCCGGACCGAAGAGGGUCUUCGUCCCACCGAGAGUCCCCGGAGCCAGGCGAGGGGCCGCGGACAGAGCCGGGCCCCAAAACACCCACUGGUACAACAGGUACAUCAUGCGUCAGCGCGGUCAGAUGGAGGCUGCUGGUGCCAGCCUUCAGAGCAGACCUGAGCCGCCCAUGCACCUGGCUGUAGUGGCCUGUGGGGAGAGGCUGGAGGAGACUCUCACCAUGAUCAAGUCUGCUGUGCUUUUCAGCAUCAAACGCCUCUACCUGCACAUCUUUGCUGAAGAUCAGCUCCACGCCAGCUUCAUGGAGGCUUUGGAGUCGUGGCCUGAUUUUAUUCGCUCCAGGUUCAACUACACAGUUUACUCCAUCAGCUUCCCCAGUGAGAACGCAGCCGAAUGGAAGAAACUCUUCAAACCGUGCGCUUCUCAGAGGCUCUUCUUACCUCUGAUCUUGAAGGACGUCGACUCGAUCGUGUACGUCGACUCAGACAUCCUCUUCCUGCAGCCAGUAGACCAACUGUGGGGGUUUCUGUCCCAGUUUAAUUCGUCUCAGCUGGCCGCCAUGGCCCCAGAGCACGAGGAGCCUCGCAUUGCCUGGUACAACCGCUUCGCCCGUCACCCCUUCUACGGCAGGACGGGCAUCAACUCAGGGGUCAUGCUCAUGAACAUGACAAGGAUGAGGAGCACAUUCUUUAAAAACGACAUGACAUCAGUGGGGCUGCGUUGGGAAGAGCUGCUGAUGCCUUUACUGCAGAAAUACAAACUAAACAUCACCUGGGGAGACCAGGACCUGCUCAAUAUAAUAUUCCACUACAACCCUGAGUCCUUGCUGGAGUUUCCCUGCCAGUGGAACUAUCGCCCGGAUCAUUGUAUCUAUGGCAGUAACUGUGCCUCGGCGGAGGAGGAUGGCAUCUACAUACUGCAUGGAAACAGAGGGGUUUACCACGACUACAAACAACCUGCUUUCAGGGCUGUUUACGAGGCCAUUAAAAAGUACGCUUUCGGCACAGACCCAACCACUUUUUUGCUGGAUCCUUUAGAGGACGAACUGUUGGGGACCACACACACAUAUUGCGGCAAAUCCCACUCGCUUUUUACCAAGAGACUGACGCGCAGCCUGGCAAACAUCAACAGGAGGACUCCACGCGGGUGAAAGUGAGUGACAGUGAUGAGGUAGAGGCCAGAACGAGAACAGCGCCUUCGUCUUAACUGUUACAACAAGAAAUGGACUGCCUGAUUUUGGAAAACCACCCAAGUGAAGCUUGUCUGUUUUGAACCGAAGGUUUAUUUUGACUGAUACACACAACAGGCAGCAGCUGGAGCCUGAUAAACAAGUGGUUACCUGGCAAACUGACAAAUCUACUGAAGCACACCACUUGGAUGCUGCAGACAACUAAUGAGUGAAGCUUUGAGAUUAUUUUUUUAUUUUAUUUUUUUUUGGAGAGCAGCUGCUUAAAGCUCCAUAAAGGCAGCUGGGAUUGUCUCAGGCGGAGACUAAUAACGGUUCACCUCUUGUAAAUUGCUCUGGAUAAGAGCGUGAUGUAAAUCCACUGAAAUCCACUGUAACACUGGCCAGUUGGUCUCGGAGCACAGCACUGACUUUUACCAGACAUUAAUACGUGCUACAGAUUAAUACAUGAAUUUUUUUCAUUGUUUUUUUUUUGUCCUAACAAGCAUCUAAUCUCUUCCACGUCUCACUUUCUUCCCUCGGUGCUUUUCGCUACUGACUGAAAGUGCAAAAGAUCAAAGUUUGGAAGAGUAGCUCUUGACUUUCCAUAUUGGAGAAUUUUAUUGAACAUCGUGAAACGCUCUUAUUAAAAGAGAUAAAAAAAACUGUGUUUGAAUUGUACGAGACGUUCUGCAGGGCCCAGUUUUGAUAGGUGACUGCACUGGACCACUUUCUCAGCUUUAGGAGACCACUCAACAACUUAAAAAAAAAAACGAUUCGUGAAUUUUUAGACGAAGUUCAGGCAAAGUGAAUAUGUAAAUGAUUCCUGGGAUUGCUUGUUAUUUCCACAAGUAUUUGAAAACUCCACCAGAGUGCAGUUUUUCUACAUUAGCAUUUAUUAGGGCUGCAACCAUUUCUUCUGGUGUUGAUUUGUUUGGUCGAUGAAAUGAAAAUAAAAACGGUGAAAAGUGUUUCCCGAAGCUCAAGAUCUCCUCCUCAAAAGUCUUGUUUUGUCCAGAGGUGUUCAGGUUACUGUCACGGAGGAGGAAAGAAACCAGAGAAGAUUCUCAUUUUCAGAGCUAAAAUCUGAAAAUGUGGAUUUUGUUUCUGUGGAAAUUACUUCAACACAUCUAUUGAUUAUAGUUGUCAGCUAAUCGAUCAAUGGUUGCAGCUCUAAUAUUAAUGCACACUGUAUAGUUUACAUGCACCUCCAUUAAGAAAAGGUACAUUUUAUGUCAUAAUAUUUUGCAAUCUAUAUUUUAUGUGCAUGUAAGUCUACACAAAUUUUCAGAGUUAACCAUCAUAUGCUGCAAUAUGUUUCUCAAACUGUUUUGUUUCAUGGACAUUUAGAGGAAACGGUGAUACUGUUUUUUUUUUUUUUAAAGGAUGUAAAUGUGUGAUAAAGGUGUGCUGAAAAAUUGAAUAUGUGAAUAAGCUACAACUUCCUUCCUGAUGCCAAAGUUUUUUUUGUUAAAUUCCUGUUAUUAUCUUAUUUUUUUUUGCACCGCUGAAUGUAUUUUGUACACUAAGGGUUGAAAUCUAAACUGUGACUGCUCGUGUGGGUGUGGCUGCAAUGUGACGUUACCAUGUUUAGUUGUUUAUGUGUUUAUCCAUUAAAGAUCAUUUCAGUUUUGUAG
Molecule: messenger RNA, 2897 nt
Organism: Stegastes partitus (bicolor damselfish)
Lineage: Eukaryota; Metazoa; Chordata; Actinopteri; Pomacentridae
Product: glucoside xylosyltransferase 1-like
Exons: 7
Coding region: 1-1245 (414 amino acids)
Biological process (GO): protein O-linked glycosylation via N-acetylgalactosamine
Molecular function (GO): UDP-xylosyltransferase activity
Source: RefSeq, a predicted model, not a curated record